AGGGGCAUUGGAGAAGACGCACUAAGUCGUGUGGGUGGUGUAAAUCCAGUAUGUGUGAGCCAGUAAGGCAGGCCAGAGCUGUUUUUAUUUUCUGUUGAGAAGAGAGGGAGGCACAGAGACAUACAAAUGAAUAGGCUGUUUUUCUGAAGACUCUGAAGGAGGGAAUAUUCCACACUGCUACAGUGUGGCGGAUGGGAAGGGACGCUUGAGAGGGGAGUUGACAGGUGAUCUUGAAGAUAAUGUUGAAGUCAUUUAUACUCUCUCUUGGGUGUGAAAGGAAACAAACUUCAAGAGAAAACACAAUGACCAGCAUCAUUAAUCAAUUGCGGACAACAGGUGUUGUGCUAUAAGACAGAUCUUCAGGCUGCUAUUUUGUCAGCCAUGUCUCAGUCAGGUAAAAUUCUCCACCUUUAUGUAGAGGUGAGAUCUGUUCCUGAUGAAGAAGGAAAAGACCUGGGAGAUGUGGAGAGAACAGAUUCCCCUAUGUUGGCAGCACCAGACAUUAUUCAGCAAUCUCAGAUUGUUGGCCCUAAUGCCCCACAUGGCCGGGUAUCCCCACGUGGAGUCCUGCAUAAAGGUGGAAGCAGCACCCAGAGCCUGGCCUCCUGUAAAUCAACAUCUAGACACUCUGUAAGUUUUCAGCUACAUCCAGGUCUUGACUCUGACCAAUCGACAACCCAGCACCAAAAAAACCUACCUUAUGAUGAGAUAAGCCAGUUACUCUCUGUCCUCCAAACAGGAACCACUGGAAACAAAUGUCACUUGGUGUGUUCUCCCUCUGAACGUGACUCCUUUGGUAGAGAACCUCACUUCUCAGGACGGUUUACCGCCCCUCCUACUCCUAGUGGAACUCGUAAGGUUUGCAGCCCAAUAAAAAUGAAGGGAGGAGAUGAAGGGAGAAGAUCUAUUGCCACUUUUAGUUAUAUCGAAAAAGCUAAAAUUAAAUCUGUUGAGAGUCAGUAUAGCUCUUUGUGCCAAAAUGAGCCUCAGAAUCCUUUUAAAAAAAAUAUGGAGGAUCGAGCAACUUCCCUUCACCUCAAGAAAAGGCUUAGUGACCCAGUGUGGUUUAAUAGCUUUGAGUCUAUGAACAACUGUAAUUCAAAACAACUUAGUCAGGGUUUGGGGAACCCACAUAUAGGUAGCCCCAGCUUUAGACGGGCUACUCUAGAUGUUGCCAGAGAAGCAACCCAUAAAGCAUUGGAUGAAUUUGGUUCCCCACAACUAAGGCAAAAACUGGCAGGCAACUGUCAUGAUAGAGGUCAUGACAUCAGGAAAGUAGAGCAACGUCGCUGUAGGUCUUGGUCUGGGUCACCAGUGAUACCAUCCAGUUCUAGGACUCUGCCUACUAAAGCAACAAUCAUGGACCAUGAGAGGAACAGUUCAUUUUAUAGACUUCCUAGGAGCCCAGCUACAGAUCAACUGUCACACCAUGCCAAACAAGCUUACUUCACCAUUUCAAAUUCAACUGUUAACACUCAGGAGAUCUCAAACCAAAGAGUGCAAGGGUCUAGGCUUCGCCCAAACUUACCAUCUUGUAAGCCUACAGCUAUUCAACAUGAACUACCAGCUAAGAUUGUAACUCAAUCUCCCAGUAAUCAACAAAUCAGUCAUUCCAUGAGUGACAGUCCACGGCAAUCCCAUAGAGUCAAUUUCCACCUGGGCAACUCCAAAACUAAAGCAGAAAAGGUAGUUAAUCAACUGAGCGAAAAGAGGAGCAUAUCCCCAGCUACAAGUCCUGAUACAGCUCGUAAAUUAGCAGAGGAAGCCACUAAACUCUCUGUACUCAUGGAAGCCAGGAGGACUCCAUCACCAACCCCAUCAUCAACAGACACAGUGAGGUCUGAUAGUCCCCAGAGGGGACAUUCACGGGAGCCCCAGGACUCUGAAGCACAAUCACACUCUAACUGUAACCUUCCUGCUCAUGAGCACAACAGGAAAAACUUCCAGACUUCUGUCAAGACUGGUUAUCAAUUUUUUCAAUCGACCCCUCUUUUGUCCAACAUUGGAAGUACUUCUCCCGCAGUUCCAGCAAGGUUGAACCGAUCUGAUGUAAAAUCAUCAUCUCCCAUACGUGACCCACAGAUAGACAGAACACAGUUAGUGGGAAAGGACAGCCCCACUUUACAUCGUCACCUACCUACCCAGUACACAAGAGACAAUCAUACACCCACCUAUGACGGCCAGCUGCAUGAUACACUCAGAGGUCACAAAGACAGUCCAGACAUCAUCAGAAGGUCUUUCACUAGGCCAAACACAGAUACAUCUGCAACCUGGACCUCUCAGGAAAAACAUGGAUUAGAGGAAUGCUUUACCAGAGACAAGAAAAGCUUGAUGGAAGUAAAUAAUCAAAAGAGGAAUAGUCUAAAUACACCAGGCUCUCCAGACAACCACUGUGGUGUCUCAGUGCCACACAGUGAGAUAAAAGGUCACAAUCGGGCUAAAAAGGAGUGGAGUGGUACAGCAUCACAGAGCUCCAGUGGAGUCAAAGGUAGUCUUGUGGAGAGCACUCUACAUGAAAAAAAACACAUAUCCUCUGAGACAUCUAGCAGAACCAGCCAGAAGAGUUCUGACUCUGGAAACACAGCCAUACAGUCUGAAAAUGCAACAUGUUUGCAGAGGCCUUCCUUGCACUCACAGAAGAUUGCUCGUGCCAAAUGGGAGUUCCUGUUUGGGUCCCACUCUGAAGACCAACAAACAAAAGACUCCUCCACUCCAUCCUCUAGUGGCUGCUCCAGUGAGUCCCCGACGCCCAUUCCACCCCUGUCUACCCACCUAAGGCCUGUAACAACACAUUCAAGACAUUAUAAAUCAAUUGGCUCUUCAAAAUCAUCAUGUCAAGAUGUACAGCAAGUAGAAGUGGAGUUGAUCAGCCAUCAUCCCACAGUGGGGACCUCCAAUAAGACUGGCAUCAUUAGACGUACUGUCAAAUAUUCAGAGACAGACAUAGACGCAGUGCCCCUGCGCUGUUAUAGGGAAACAGACCUUGAUGAGGUCAUGCUGGCAGAACAGGAGGAGGUUGACUCUGCUUUUGGUAGUAACCGCAGUGUGCUGGGCACUUCAGGCACCACCAGCAGCAGCCCUCUGGAUGGAGUGCUGUGCCCACACACUGAUGGUGAGGAGGAGCUGCAAGAUGAAGAGGUGGCAAGCUGGGCCAGUGUAAGGAUGCAAGGUGACAAAAAGAGGCAAAAUGCCACACCUGAGGGAGACGAAGUAUUUAGUCGACUGCUAAGAGGUCCACUAGAUUACCAGCCUGACAGCCACACGGAUUUGAAGUCUCCCAUCUCUGUGACCAGCCCCUGCCGGGUGUCCUCAGAUUGCUUAGACACCUUCAGCAGACACUUUGAGAGUAUCAUGGAGUCGCACCGUGCCAAGGGCACCUCUUAUAGUAGCCUGGAUAGUGAAGAUAUCACCCCUAGUGGCCCUCCAAUCUUCACUUUUGACUUUCCAACACUCACACCUGAGAUCCAGAGUCAGAUCUGUGAAAGUGCCAAGCAGAUCACUGAAUUGAAUUUUGCUUCGCUAACAUGCCCAGAACCACCUACUGUGUCUCAUCUCAUAGUGGCAUCACAGGACCUACAUAGAGAGGAUCGAAGCAGUGUCUGUGAAGAAGACGGCCUGUUCUGCACUGGAUCUCACUCUGAGCAAACACACAGGCCUGAUUCUGACAGCGAUGCCACCAAAAGAGAGAGGCCAUCACGACCAGUGUCUGAGUCUGAUCCAGAGGUAGCUGAGCGAUUGGCUCUGGGCAGCACUGAAACUCUGGCCAAUGGCAACAAGGCUGAUCUCCAAGCUGCAAAACGGCUGGCCAAACGCUUGUACACUCUUGAUGGAUUUAAGAAGUCAGAUGUGGCACGGCACCUGAGCAAGAACAAUGAGUUCAGUCACAUGGUGGCGGAGGAGUACCUCAGUCAUUUUAACUUCUCAGGGAUGAUGGUGGAUCAGGCGCUGAGGGUGUUUUUAAAAGAGUUUGCUCUAAUGGGAGAGACACAGGAGAGAGAACGAGUUCUGUCCCAUUUCUCCAAAAGAUACCUCCAGUGCAACCCGAAGACUAUACCAUAUGAAGACAGUGUUCACACAUUGACUUGUGCCCUGAUGUUGCUCAACACUGAUCUGCACGGUCAUAAUGUGGGCAAGAGGAUGUCCUGCAUGCAGUUUAUUGGUAACCUGCAAGGGCUGAAUGAUGGGCAGGACUUCCCAAAAGAUCUUCUUAAGGCUCUCUACAACUCCAUCAAAAAUGAAAAACUGCAGUGGACAAUCGAUGAGGAAGAACUGCGGAAGUCUUUCUCUGAGAUGGACGGCAGGAAAGACUCUGCAUCGCACACUAUGAAGCGGAUCAGCAGCGGAGGAAACUCUCUGAUCAGUGUUGCACAGCAGUCCAGCGCACAGGUCUAUAAGAACGGCUUCCUCGUGCGCAAAGUCCAUGCUGAUCCUGAUGGGAAGAAAACUCCACGAGGUAAAAGAGGGUGGAAAACGUUUUACGCUAUCUUAAAAGGACUGAUUCUCUACCUACAAAAGGAUGAAUAUCGUCCAGAUAAGCAGCUGUCAGAUGAAGACUUGAAAAAUGCAGUAUCAAUCCAUCAUUCUCUAGCCAUGCGGGCAGCAGACUAUAGCAAGAGACCAAAUGUGUUUUACCUGCGUACUGCUGACUGGAGAGUCUUUCUCUUCCAGGCACCGAACGCAGAGCAAAUGCAGUCCUGGAUUACUCGCAUCAACACGGUGGCAGCCAUGUUUUCUGCACCUCCAUUCCCAGCAGCCAUCGGCUCCCAAAAGAAGUUUAGCCGUCCUCUUCUGCCGGGCUCAAACACCAAGCUCUCACAGGAGGAGCAGCUCAAAUCUCAUGAAACACGUUUUCGGACUGUUUCUGCUGAGCUCCAGGAACUGCGCUCUACACCUCAAGACCGCAAGACCAAAAGCAGGGACCAAGAAGAAUACAAGCAAAGGGAAGAGUAUCUUGACUUUGAGAAAACACGUUACGGAACAUAUACAAUGCUGCUGAGAACUAAGAUCCGCAUGGGAGAAACGGACCUGGCGGCAUUUGAGGGCCGUUUGUUUGAGGACAGCGGUUUACAGAGGACCCACUCCAGCCCUACGUUACCCCAGGACAUCAGCCAUGCCAGCAGCACCAAAGAAACCAGCAGGAGCAGCAGCGGCAGCAGCAGGAGGACCAAACGCUCAGACUCUCAGAGACACAGCUUCAAACAGGCUGCCAAACAGUGAGAUGAACCAGCCACAAUUGGUUAUUUAUCUCCAUUCAGGAGCUCUGCCAGGACGCCUGCAGGUUUCUUCAAUGGCUGCUCUCGUCGAGUGGUCAUGAUUACGAAACUGCAGUUGGGAUUUCUGUCCCCGAUGUGACCGCUGGUUAAAGCAUGCCUUUUCUAGCCGGUAAAUGGGCCCAAAUCUGCAAGUGGGCCGAUGAGAAGGAGCACCAGCCUGACAUUGUCUCAUUCCUGUCAGUCUUUGUUUUGUCACCACAGAUCUGUUGACUUUAUCUGUGUAUUUUGCUUGUUGGUUGUUGGUUUAAAACAGUUGCGGCUUAGAACAAGUUGCAAAUUUUUAAAGGAGAGACCUCUUUAUCAUGUGAAGAUACUGUAGGUGGUUCACUUUAUAUAUUUAAAGCAUUGUAGAUUUUGCUUUUUAGAUGAUCAGUUCUCCAACUGAAGUCGAUCAGGCGCUUUAACACCUUAUGAAAGUUUAGUCUGUAUAGUCCUUUAAACCUUCUUAAAGCACGUCUCAAAGCAUGCCUAAGAUGUUUGAAGACAAUCAGUUCGCAUUUGGUAAAAUAACUGAGAAUAUGAAUGCAUUUUUGUUAAUUCCAGGGAACUAGUGACAAUGACAGUGUAGCUAGAACAUCCCUUGUGAUAAAUAUUUGCACUUGGAGUCUAUUUCAUAUUUUAAAAGCAUUUUAAAACAGUACAUUUAGACAAUAUAAUAUUAAUGAAAAUGCCACUUAAGUGUACUUAAAUAUAGUACACUUUAUCUUGACUGACUCUUGUAAUCCACAUGAAUCAGAAGUUGCUGCGGACUUUUAUUUCAGUAUGAUGACGCAUGACGUGGCUAAGCAUAUUUCAGCCAAGCCGUCCAACUGACGUCUUCAGAGAAGGACUGUUAUUCCAAAGUCUAAGCAAAAGGUUAGAUUUUGAUUACUAAUUGUUCACCUUAGGACUAAAAAUUCAAGAACACCCUCAAUUUUAAUUUCACUUGUGUCACAUAACAAUUUUAAAUUUCACUUGCUAACCUUCGGGCUUACUUUGUUUAAAAACAAUAGGGCUAGCCUUGUGUUUGAAAAAUUAUCAAUUAAUAACUUUUUAUAUUGUCAAUGUGUCAAAAACAAUAUUCCAAACCCCAGGUGGUCUGAAAUAUAGCCUGAUUCUUUUCUAUUUUGAGGCGUUUUUGUCGGAAGAAUCAAAACACGUGACUGACGGUUAAGCGCGCUCCCGAGAGACUUUCUUUCAUUUAACAUGACAGGUAACGAAUGUUGAUCCAAACAAUGCUGAAAAGAGCUAUUUUGUGCAGUAAUGUCAAUGUGUCACGGAUUAAUUAAAUUGGAGUAUUGCAAAUACUGUAUAUUGUCAUUUAAAACAACGCUAACUAACGUUACUUUUGAUUAAAUUACACUAACGUUACUGUCUUUGUUCAUUUAACUUACCUGAUCUGUGAACAUGAUGCAGGUGAAUUAUGAUGCUAACAUAUCCAAAUCGCUAUGAAUCGGCUGCUUUAUUAAGUUAACUGUUGUCCUCUUUUCGCUCUUUCUGGUGUGUAACGUUAGUUUAUUGAAAGGAAAGACGUCAUAUUCAUUCAUCAAACCGUUGCUCAAAGGCAGAGCAGUGAUGAUGGCGUCUGGAAGUUUGUUAUCAGUACGUCGCCCUAGAAAAGUAUUUACAACUUACCUUCAUUUGCACACUAAGAAUGGGAAAUUGUUUCAACACGAGUCUUUAGGGCACCGAAUCACGUUCUGUCUCUUGAACGUUAUGUGUACGAGCAAAAAGUUGCUUGUCGCAGUUCACGUAACCACCACAGGUGUCGCUAUUAAGUGGGCUUUUUGUUUUCCACAAACAACCCCUGUAUAAUUUUUUUAACUUAAUAUUUUGACGUGUUAAUAAAAAAACUAAAGCACGUAUGUUUUAAACUAUUUUCUUUCAAUAGUAAGUACAUUUAAAAUUUAGCUGAAGUUAACUUUUUCACAAGGGAUUAAGCUGUCAUUUGUUUUAACCAAGCAGUGCUCAUGACCAAUUAUUACCAUGUGAAACGGAUGUUAAAAUCGACCCUAUUGUGUUAUUUUGUGUAAUGUGUAUUUUAAAAUAUGUAUUGAGCUUAAGAAUGACGUGAUGCAAAAUCUCUGUGUCAAAAAAAGACCAAGCCAUUGAACUCUCAGGCACUCAUUUUCAAAAAUUUGUGAUUUAUUCAGUGCUGUGGUAAAAAUGGAGGUUUGAUCAGAGAGUAACCACAUGUUAAUACCUCAAUUGCACUGAGAGACCUGCUUAAGGAGUGUUAUUUGGUUGGAAGUAAUUUAACUGUUUACAAACAUGCGUUAUUGUGUUAAAAUGAAUUUAGUUGAACUAUUGUCUUAUAGGAAUGAAAGUAAGCUUCUAUGCUGCUUAUCAGAACCUCGUGAAUUGUCCUGUUGGUAUCAGAAAUAUGAAGGAUCCAAGAAAUUGUAAAACUUGCAAAACACCAUGAAUGCAAAUCCAGGUCACACAGAUCUAAACUGACUGUUAACACUGCCAGCAUACAGGUCAAAUUCAGAAAUAAAAAGACACUAAAUACACUACAAAAUGAGAAUCUGGGACCCGAAAUCCAUCGAAUGGCACUUAAGUAGUGUUAUGCUUCACUGCACUAUGAAUAAUAGGUGUAUUUAAUGAAAACAAAAAAAGAGUUAUUUAUAUAUUUUGAACAUUUAUUAUCCAUAUUGAGUAUUUGUUUAUACCUGAAACAUAUUGACUAAAAGCUUUAUACAAGUUUUUAUAGGGAACACUCAACCACUGCGGGUAGUUCAGUGUAGCCCAAAGGUUUUGCUGUAAAUGUAACUUAUUUCUUAUAACUUAGAUUUUGUGUUUGUUGUGUUAUUCUCUCUAGCUGUAUAUAAUGUGAAUAUUAUGUUACAGCCUCUCAGUAAAAGAUAUUGCUAUGUUUGUAUGUUUUGAAGGCAUAGGAAAAAUAAAUCUGUUUUGAAACGA
Molecule: messenger RNA, 8174 nt
Organism: Danio rerio (zebrafish)
Lineage: Eukaryota; Metazoa; Chordata; Actinopteri; Cypriniformes; Danionidae
Source: RefSeq, a predicted model, not a curated record